This is a messenger RNA of Papilio polytes (common Mormon), 965 nucleotides long. RefSeq names its product probable cytochrome P450 6a23. Gene Ontology annotation, molecular function: iron ion binding; oxidoreductase activity, acting on paired donors, with incorporation or reduction of molecular oxygen; heme binding. The record is from RefSeq and is a predicted model, not a curated record. The transcript is spliced from 3 exons. Lineage: Eukaryota; Metazoa; Arthropoda; Insecta; Lepidoptera; Papilionidae. Bases 153 to 965 code for a protein of 270 amino acids.
UUACAUUUUAUGAAAUGUCUGAGUACGCUCCUGUGUGAACACCGAUUUUGUUUUCAAAUUUCCAUCAUGUAUUAAUUUAAAAAUUAAAUUAAUAAUGAUAUAAAAGAAUAAUCAUGUCGUAGUGAAAAAUCAGUGGAUAAAAUGUUAUCAAGAUGUUUGGAUUUAAACGUACUUUUGUGAAAAUUAUUCUACUCUUGUUAUUCGCUAUUCAAUUCUGCACCUUCGGUAGUGUUGUUUUAUGGUAUAUUUUAGCUAGUUCUCUCUGUGUUGUGUGUGCACUGGCUGUGCUUACUUAUGAUCAUGACUACUGGAAGAGUAAGGGAAUAUUCUCCCCCCCUGCCUGGCCGCUGGUGGGUCACAUCAGGACAGUUGUGGCCUUCAAGGAACAAGGCGGUAUGUGCUUCAAGAGGAUCUACGAUACGUAUAAAAAUGAAAAAAUCUUAGGUUGCCAUCAGUUCUUUCAACGCACGCUGGUUGUGCGCGACCCGGAGCUAAUAAAGAAGAUCUGCGUGAACGACUUCCAUCACUUCACUGAUAGAGGUUUCUUCUUCAACGAGGAAGUGGACCCGCUCGCCGGCUCUGUUCUCUUCCUCAGAGGGAAUGAAUGGAAGACGCUAAGAGCGAAGAUAUCACCGAUUUUCUCGCCAAAUAAAUUAAGAGGAAUGUUCCCAAUAAUAGAGAACACAGCUAAAGAAUUCACAAUACGUAUCAAAGAUUUGAUAUCAAAUACCAAAAAUUGUAGACCCCUAAACGACAAUGGUACAGGAACGAAUAUCGAAGAAGUUGAUACAGAAAAUGCAACACUGGUGGAUUCAGAGAAACUUGUCGGAGGUUAUACGGCUGACGCAAUAGUACCUUGUGCUUUUGGACUAAAGAGUACAGUUAUGGACAACCCUAUGGAUCCGUUCGCGGUUGCAUUACAAGCUUUCUACGAAAUGAGUUUGUUCAAUAUAUUUGAAAAGUAA